AUGGCAGCUGCUGUCAAGGAGUCUCCAGGUUCUCCAUCUUCCUCAAUGUCUUCCCCGGAAGGAAACGCCGUCCCAGAUGCCGCCGCUGCUCAGAAGCGGAAAGGCGGGCGUAAGCCUGUUUAUGCUACGCAGGAAGAGAGGAAGAUGAGAAACAGAGCAGCUCAAGCUGCUUUCCGAGAACGACGGACUGAAUACAUCAAACACCUCGAAGCAACCAUCAAACAACAAGAGGAAACGCUUGCGACCCUUCAGCAAUCAUCUCGCAGCGCGGCAGACGAGGUUCUCAUGUUGCGCUACAAGAAUUCCCUGUUGGAACGAAUUCUUCUUGAAAAGCGCAUCGAUGUUCAUGCCGAACUCAAGGCCUUUACUGACAAUGAUGCUGUUCCCGCUGGUCCCGUUCCUUCUCUUCCUCCACAUCCUCCACAUGUGCAAAGAGCAUUGCACCAGAGGCUGUUAGGGCGGCCACAACAACAUCAGUUCCAUAAUCAGCAUAUGGGGCAAUUGAGUAGCAGCGGUGGUUUCAAGAAGAUGAGAAGACUGUCCGAGUCCUCUUUCUUCCAGAAGCCUACCACGAUGGCUGGUUCCCCAACCAGAAAAGUAACAUCACCGGCAGUCUCCGUAGAAAUGACGUCCCCAGUGACAUCUGAGCCCUCGUCUGCUGUGGGAGGGUCUAACCACACCUUCCUUGCCAGACCAUCUCCAAUAGCUGGUCCUAGACGCUUCUCACACGCCCCGGACCUAGCAUCCCUGGCGACGCUCUACCCCCAGCAAUAUCAAGCCCAUAUGGAUAAACUAGAACAAGAAUACGAUGCCGAAAUGUACGAUGAAAACGACGGAGAGGAAGAUGACGACCACCCAAUCGAAGGCCAUGAAGUUCCAGGUCCACACUCGGAAUUCGCCAUGGGCCAACGAGGACAGGCAGGGAACACUCCGAUGACAAGCGGCCAACGAAGCCAGCAACUUCCAGCGCUGGCUUCCGCAGAAGGUGGAACUGGAUCUCAGUCGACAUCUGGUAACAGCAAGGAGCCGAACGGAUCCGCGAGCGAGAACAUGCUCCAGCAGUACUACAGCACUGGAUCGUGGACUGUGGAUUUGUUCUCCGACCCUUACAUGAUGGGCCCGCUUCAAUUCCCAAAUCCAUUCACCAGCUUCCCAACCAGCAGCAUGAGAUAA
Messenger RNA from Orbilia oligospora ATCC 24927, 1173 nucleotides. RefSeq lists its product as uncharacterized. The coding region runs from base 1 to 1173 and encodes 390 amino acids. Gene Ontology annotation, cellular component: RNA polymerase II transcription regulator complex. Gene Ontology annotation, molecular function: DNA-binding transcription activator activity, RNA polymerase II-specific; transcription cis-regulatory region binding. Lineage: Eukaryota; Fungi; Ascomycota; Orbiliomycetes; Orbiliales; Orbiliaceae. The record is from RefSeq and is a predicted model, not a curated record. The transcript has 3 exons.